This is a messenger RNA of Neltuma alba, 608 nucleotides long. RefSeq lists its product as uncharacterized. Bases 89 to 355 code for a protein of 88 amino acids. The record is from RefSeq and is a predicted model, not a curated record. The transcript has 3 exons. Lineage: Eukaryota; Viridiplantae; Streptophyta; Magnoliopsida; Fabales; Fabaceae.
CUCUCCCUCACUCCCUUCAAAUUUCACAACCCUGCCCUCAUAGCUCCUUCCUUCUUCGCCUCUGUCUUCCAAAAACUUCCCCAGCAAAAUGAUGAGCCCCUCACGUUUUCUCGCGCUUCUUCUGGUCAUGUCUCUGCUCUCUCUCGCCUUCACCUACGGUUUCGGGAGAGCGCUGACGGAGACAGUUCCUCGCCAUCAUUAUCCUGCUAAGGCAGAGACUACAGAGGAAAAUUCCCGAAAAAUGAGGUUGAUGAUCCAAGUGAUGGAUUAUGGGGAUCCGGAGGCAAACACUAAUCCCAAAUAUGGAAAUCUGUUCAGCCCUCCUGCACCUUCAAUCACUCCCUCUCCCUCCUAAUGCAAGAACAACAAAUUUAGAUUGUUCCAAUGAUCAGUGUCCCGUCUUUCCAUUUCUCUGUGGAUUCUUUUGUUUCGAAUAAUUCCCUUUGGAUUUGAAUGGCGUGUGGGUGUAAGCUGAAACCCAGAAAUUGCCUGUGCAUGGUUUAGCUGUGUUGUUGUGGCGUGCUGUAAUAUUGUCGGUAAUAAUAAGGGACUCGCCUAUCUCAUUCUCAUCUGAUAAUGACAAAAGAAAUAAAAUAACGUUUGACUUA